AGCACAUUUAAUACGGAAAUUUCGGUUGACUUUUAACAUUUGCAAAACAUUCUGCAAUCGAGGGAAACACCGAGGAAUAUUAAUGAGAUUAUUCAUAUCUAAAGCCCAUAUAUAAAAUUUUACCUGGAAGUUACCUGUACAAUCGUUUUAGCGGUCUUUCCUCCUCUCUAUUGGAACUGCAGAUUGGUGCCAUGAUUUGUCGGCUGUUUUUGAUGCUGUCUCUGUUAACCUGUUCAAGUAUGGGAGCCACCAUUGGCAGAACAGAUGGUGAACGGCUCAAGUCUUUAAAUUCAAUAGAUCCAAAACCCAGAAGAGGAAAUGGCCAUUUAGAGUGGCUUCUACAGAGACACAAGGACAAAAAGGCGGGUAGAGACCGAGUGAGUGUGUCAUUUCUGGAGGGUCUGUUGGACCAGCCGUUGUUUGGCAACAAUGAAAAGGAUUCUAAAGAUAGGUCCUUCCUUGAUGAAUUGUUAAGUGAGCCUUUGUUUGACAAUGAACGAGCAAAAACAGUUAUCGAAAAUCAAAAGACCCCUAACGAAAUCAUAAACAUCCCUGUGUCUCCCACAAUGGCCAUGGUGAAGUCGACAGAACAACUACCAGGUAUAUUCUAUCCUCCACUUCCUCAGGAUUUACAAAGCCAACAGGAUCACUUAAAGGAGCUUGCUGUUGAUAGUCUAGAAUUUGUGAAGAAAUUGAACGAUGAAAGAGAGAGGAUCGGUGACGAAACUGACAGUACUUCACGACCGCACAGAAACACGGGGAUUGACGUUCAAUGGGGGAAUUCCACUAAAGACAAUCAUUUUGAUAUCUUUGAUGUUAUCCCAAACAUUAACGAAUUGAUCGAAAACUCUCUGCCUACGGACAAUACAAUUGGUAUCCUAACAGCAGACCGUGUCCUAGGUUUCAACAACAGAGGUAGCGAUUCAAAAAGUCCCAUUCGAGUCGGCUAUAAGAAGAUAGAAUCCUCGGAAAUAAACAACACACCAGUUCCUGAAGACGAAGAGAACCGAACUGAAGCACCAAGCCGACGGUCCUCCACAGCAGCACCGUUUAUAUUCCUCCCCAAAAAAGUAAAAAAGUCGGAUAAUAAGAAAAUUUUACAUCAUUUAGUAUAUUUAUUCCCGUCAAAGGUAAAGAUCACAGCAAAAGUUAACAAAAAGAACCUGCAUUCCCAAAGGAAGAUUUCCACAACAAAGAUACGAAACAAAGAUUUAAAACAUCAUAACCAAGCAAAGGUGAAAUCUAGUGACAACUUGCGGAAUUUUUUUCUUCCCCAGUCUCAUUUUGAAAUCCUCCCGCCUUUAUACAAUUACCAAUAUGGAACUCUAUUCCCAAAUUAUAGUUAUCAUCUUUACGACUAUAGAACAGAAAUGGAGCCUUAUGUGUCUAACUCUUUUGAUGACUAUAUCAUGUUUCCUCAUACUGAAGUCUAUCAUAGGUCACAAAGUUCACACCGCAAACAGUCAGUAAGUGUACUUGAUACGUCAUUGUUCAUUUAAAAAAUUAAUUGAAUUGACGCCUAUGAACAAUUAUUAGAAAUGUAAAUCAUCCUUCAACUAUACGUAGCAUAUGUUUUGUAAUAAAACUGGUAUGCAUCAGGAGAAAAACAACAACAGUGCAAUCCUUUGUUCAAUACAACUAAUGUCUGCAUCAUAAAAUUACAGUGUUUUAAGUGGUUUUAUUUUAUAUUAUAUCAUUUUUUUUUAAAAUUGGUUUCCUUGAAUUGUUUCUGUUGGUUUGAUAAGUGAUAAGCAUACGACCAUCUUUAAAGCUACAAUCAAGGAUUAUUCUGAUCGAUUACCGAUAUCUGUUGGCAAUUAAUAAUAUUCAAGGUAUUUUUCUUUUGUAGGGCAGAUACUAAACUGCUGAAUAUAAAUAAUGCCGAAUAUAAAUAAUGCCGAAGAGGCUGGCGGUGUAUUCUCGAAGAGUUCUGAGUGUAUCGGAACCUGAAAACCAAAUCCAAUGAAAGUCCUUUCAUCCGGAUUUGCUAUGGAUCAGAAAAAAUACCGAUUAAUUUUCAUAAUGGAAUUCAAAGUUCCUUGCAAAACUACAUAUGCAGUUUAUAUGCCAUUUCGGAUUGAUCAACAUCUGGAUUACCCACGUUCUGAUAUAAUUAUUUUUAUAACAUCAAUUAACCGCAGAAUGUAGCUGACAGGGGGGAACAUUGGGAUAAACCAGAGAGCUGCAGACCCAACUCUACAAAAAACAUCAAUUUACAGCAUUCAUAAAAAUUCUUUUCUUGACGUGAUUAUGUUAGGUUACCAGUCAAAUUGAACCCCGUUGGUUUUCUUUUCUGAUAUUUUUUAUACUUUCGCUCUAUAUCUAGAAACAAGCCGGUAUAUGUUAAUUAAUUUCCGAGAAAUAUUUUCAAUCAAAUAUUGACUAUCAGCCUAACAUGGCUACAUCAACUGACGAAAUUGUUUGAAGUUGCGAGUUUGCAUGAGGCUUGAAUGUUUUAAGGUAUGUCUCGACGUGGAGGGUUUUUUGCAAAUUAAAAUUUUGAAACGGCGAUAAAAGAAUGCAGCAAUAUAAGACCCUAAAGUUGCGCUGUGAAUCGAAGGUGUUUUUUUUUUAUAUGAGGUGGAUCUGUAGCUCUCUGAUACAAGUAUAUCCCUCCCAUAAAGCUAGAAAUCUGUAGCUAUAAGAUCAACAGAUUGGUUGUGAUCAUGUUCCAUCUCAGCUAUGCAUGUAUUUAUGUAUGCAAUGUUGUGUUUGUACGUGUGCGUGAGCGCGCGCGCGUGUGUGUGUGUGUAACAUGGAAGGGUGGAUGCAUAAGGUUCGUUAUUAAUGCACAAUAGGUAAAAUGUAGUUUUCCUUUUAAAAUAAGUGAGUGAUUUUCUUAAACUUUUCACAUCGUGACACCUAUGGUAAAAUGUAAUAAUUAUACAAAUAUUUCAUACGAUUUUGUAGAACUUAAAUGUUUAUAUUGCUAUGUAUCUCAUUUUUAAGAUUCAGCAGUGCAUAAAUGAAAUGGAAACUGUAAGUGAUAUUGAUUAUUAAUACAUGCAUUGAUUAAUGAUACAUGUAUUGAUAUCAUUGAAUGGUGUGUGUUAUAAUGGAUUUAAUUUAUAAUAAGUUGAUGAAUGUUGCGGGUUAAAAGGUAGAGCUGAGCACUUACUUCACAUGAUUGCUUCUGCAAUUGAUAUUUAAUACAAAGUUAACAUUUUGUUACAAGAUUGUUUUUAUUUAAUUGUAUUUUCACUGUUGUUAUUUAUUAUUAAAUUGAAAAAUAUAA
Ostrea edulis (European flat oyster) is the source of this 3235-nucleotide messenger RNA. RefSeq lists its product as uncharacterized. Lineage: Eukaryota; Metazoa; Mollusca; Bivalvia; Ostreida; Ostreidae. The coding region runs from base 192 to 1499 and encodes 435 amino acids. The transcript has 2 exons. The record is from RefSeq and is a predicted model, not a curated record.